GAAAUGUUUGAACGAACUCUGGUCCGUGUACUCCUCUUGGACAACUUAAUCUUGAGUGAAAUCUUCCUGCGCUGAACCUGCUUUUAAUAAAUUUCAACACUUAGCUUCUUGGUAGUAUCAAUAAAUUAUGUCUUCAUUAUAUGCAUUGCUCCGCCCGAUUAGAAUCAGCUCAUCGAACUUUCAAAAAUGUGUAAGAAGUCUUGGAACAACGUCAAAGUGCAACGUCGAAGUUCUACCAUUGUCAAAGAUUGAUAAAGAUGACUUGGGACACUCCAUUCUAAUCCACAAGGGAACAUUACCUCCCGGAUCACAAAAAACUCCUCAUGAUGUAGUCGCGAUGGGUGUGAAAGGAGCUAAAAUUCUGUCACUGUCUUCAUCUCUUGCCGGAGUAGUCAUGGUUCCCGUGCUAUCCUCCUAUUUGUGGGAAGCAGCUGCUGAAAGACCUUCGAUGAUGAUGUUUGCAAUUGUGGCCAACACCUUCCUCGUCCUGCUAUCUUUCACUCCGCUACUACUUCAUUUUCUUGCAAAACGAUUUCCCAUCGACAUAUUUUACAAUAAUGACAAAAAGGUGUUCACAACUGUUCAUUACAAUUUCUUAAUGCAAAAACAAGCAUUGAGAUUCUCAGCUUCUGAAGUUGUCGAUGCAGCCGUAGCUCCCGAAAUGAAGAAAGUAUGGAUCCCUCUGGCAACAGCUUUUGUGGGCAAGCGGCCGCUUCUCAUUUCCCUUGAUCGAAAUGCAUAUCUUGACAAAUUGGCAUUUGAUGACCUCACAAAAAAUGUUCACAUUCCACCAAAUCACGAUUGAGAAUUUUUAUUCCUUGUUGAUAGGUAGCUUUCUAUUCAGUUGUUUUUUAUCGUUAUUGUUCAAUAAUUGAAAGAUUUUCUUACAAUUUAUCAAUGAUUCGGGAAAUCUUUUCAGUAACCAUAUUUAGUUGUUGAGAUAAAUCUGUUCCGCUUUG
This is a messenger RNA of Caenorhabditis elegans, 959 nucleotides long. RefSeq names its product Transmembrane protein 70 homolog, mitochondrial (gene F32D8.5). The record is from RefSeq and is marked reviewed. Lineage: Eukaryota; Metazoa; Nematoda; Chromadorea; Rhabditida; Rhabditidae.